AAUUGUUCUCAUGUUGAGUUCUAUUGAAUAACCUGCUUGUAAGCAAUCACUAAUAUUAUAUUUAUCAGCAAGCAAAAUCAGAAGUUUGACAUAUUAAAAAAGAUAAUAAGUUUGAAAAAUUUCAAAAGAAUCACUGAAGAUUAAAAGUGAAUUUUCAACAUCAACUUAUCAAUAGAAAAAUCAUCAACAAUUAUAACUGAAUAAAACUGUUAUAAACUUUCACAGUAUUUUGAAAUAAAUAGCUUAUCUAUCAUUUGUUGUAAAGGAUCUCUCAACAUAAAGAUAUAUACACAAUAACACACACAAAUAUAUAUAAAUUGUUCACUUGUAUCCCAAUACCGCUUAAUGCCUCAGCUAUCUGAAAUAAUGGCCAAUAAAGAAAACACAGAAAAUCACAUCUCAUCUCGAAUGGAACAAAUUCACAUAAAUGACAAUAACAGUGAUCAGAGCUGGAAAUCUAAAUUAAAGAUACCAGCUAAAGACCACCGAUACAAAACUACAGAUGUCACAGACACAAAAGGCAAUGAGUUUGAAGAUUAUUGUUUGCGUCGUCCACUUCUUAUGGGUAUUUUUGAAAAAGGUUGGGAAAAGCCCAGUCCAAUUCAGGAAGCCAGCAUACCAAUUGCCCUGGCUGGUCGAGAUAUUCUUGCACGAGCUAAAAAUGGAACUGGGAAAACAGGAGCUUACACUAUCCCCAUAUUAGAACGCAUUGACCCAGAGAAGAAUGCUUUACAAGCUCUGAUCAUUGUCCCAACGCGAGAGCUAGCUUUGCAGACAAGUCAGAUAUGCAUUGAACUUGGGAAACAUUUAAAUGUCAAGGUCAUGGUGACAACCGGAGGUACUAACCUUAAAGAUGACAUUGUCAGAUUGUAUGAUCCUGUGCAUAUAAUAGUGGCCACUCCUGGUAGGAUAGUGGAUCUUAUGAACAAAGAUUUAGUGAAAACCACAAGUUGUAAGAUACUGGUACUAGAUGAGGCUGACAAGUUGUUGUCUCAAGACUUUAAAGGCAUGCUUGAUAGCAUUAUCAGUUUUCUUCCUAGAGAGCCUCAAAUACUUCUUUAUUCAGCCACCUUUCCCCUCACCGUCGAGGAGUUCAUGAAAAAGCACCUCAACAAUCCUUAUGAGAUCAACUUGAUGGACGAGUUGACAUUGAAGGGUGUAACUCAAUACUAUGCAUUCGUUCAAGAACGACAGAAAGUCCAUUGUCUCAAUACACUCUUUUCUAAGCUACAGAUCAAUCAAUCUAUUAUUUUCUGCAACUCCACUCAGAGGGUGGAACUUCUAGCAAAGAAGAUCACUGAAUUAGGUUGUUACUCGUGCUUCUACAUACACGCUCGCAUGGAUCAACAGCAUCGCAACAGGGUCUUCCACGACUUCAGACAGGGUCUCGGUAGAAAUCUUGUCUGCUCUGAUUUGUUCACUAGGGGUAUCGAUAUACAGGCAGUAAAUGUGGUGAUCAACUUUGACUUUCCGAAGCAUGCAGAGACCUACCUGCACAGGAUUGGUCGGUCGGGCAGGUAUGGUCAUCUGGGUAUUGCCAUCAACCUCAUUACCUAUGACGACAGAUUCUCCCUGCACAAAAUCGAGCAAGAGUUAGCGACGGAGAUCAAACCCAUCCCGAAGGUCAUCAAUAAGGAGCUCUACGUUGCAGAGUUCUCACCUGAAAACAUUGAGGAACAGCAACAGAACGGGGGCGGUGGGGAAUCGAAGAUCCACAACAACAGCAACAACAUGAACAGUAGUGGCAACGUUAAUAAUAAUAAUAAUAAUAAUAACAUCAGUAACACUACUAGCAGCAAUAAUAAUAAUAAGUAACAUUUUAAAAGUUAAUAUGAAUAACGAUGAAGAUGACUGCAGCAGUCACGAUAAUGAUUGCCCUAUCUAUUAUACGUGAUGAAAUAAAUUGUUAUUAAGUUGAAGUCGUAACAAUAAUAGCGCUACCAACCAU
Helobdella robusta is the source of this 1948-nucleotide messenger RNA. RefSeq lists its product as hypothetical. Bases 346 to 1815 code for a protein of 489 amino acids. Gene Ontology annotation, biological process: P-body assembly; cytoplasmic stress granule assembly. The record is from RefSeq and is a predicted model, not a curated record. Gene Ontology annotation, cellular component: cytoplasmic stress granule; P-body. Lineage: Eukaryota; Metazoa; Annelida; Clitellata; Rhynchobdellida; Glossiphoniidae. The transcript has 12 exons. Gene Ontology annotation, molecular function: RNA helicase activity; mRNA binding; ATP binding.